Molecule: messenger RNA, 981 nt
Organism: Stylonychia lemnae
Lineage: Eukaryota; Ciliophora; Spirotrichea; Sporadotrichida; Oxytrichidae
Source: the annotation of a GenBank genome assembly
AUGAACUAUUUAUUUACCAAGAGUUAUUUUCUAAAUGAGGAUUAAGAGGAGGAGGAUGAGUAAAGCUCAUUACAAGAAUCUUAAUAAAUAAAUACCUCGACUUAGACUAAGGAUAGAAAGCUAAAAUGCUAGGUUUGUAGCUCAGAAGACUUUAAAUACAAAUGCCCUGCUUGUCUCAUUCUCAGUUGUUCAUUGAAAUGUACUAAUUAGCAUAAAUAGCAAAGUAAUUGCUCAGGAUAAAAAGCACAUUUGACUAAGUAAAAAAUUUUAUUGAAUGAUUUCAACCUUAAUCAUCUCAAGAAGGAUAUGAAUUUCAUUGAAAAUGCAAUAACUCUAUCAAAUAAUGUCAAGAAGAAUUCAGUUGAAGUUGCUAAUGAUGUCAGAGUCUCGAAAAAAAUCAAGAACUUACGAUAUUUCUUGAAGAAAAAGAGGCAGGUAAUUUUCAAGUAAUGUCCAAAAUAAAUGAUCAGACACAAACUAAAUACUACAACCAUAGAUUCAAACGCUUAAAAUGCAAAGUAUAUACUAUGGACAGUUGAGCUGAUAUUUGUAAGCGAUCUUUAAGGAGGUUAGAGUAUUCUUGUAUUGCCUUAGCUUGGCACUAUAGUAUUGAAUGGUCAUGAUAUGAUAAAUGAGGAAACUUCAUUAGAUUCCCUAGUAAGCAAAACCUUUCUUAAGUAGAAGUUUCACAAUGAAUAAUUUAACCUUUUGAUAUCUAACUCCAGUGAAGAAUUGCUGAAUAGCUCUAAGAUUUUUAUUAAGAAACUUGAAAAAAUAUUGGAUGAGAAAGAUAUAGAAGAGGGUGAGCUUAGUGAGGUUGAUUAGCCAUUAGAGUAAAAAUAGAAUAUAAUAGAGCAGGCUGAGAGUAAAAAGGUGAAGGCAGUAUUUAAGGAGAUUGAUAGGAGCUUAAAGUUGAGUGAGGCUCUUGAGAAUUCUAUUAUUUAUGAAUACCCCACAAUAUACAUAAAACUUAAUUAAUGA